Molecule: messenger RNA, 3599 nt
Organism: Larimichthys crocea (large yellow croaker)
Lineage: Eukaryota; Metazoa; Chordata; Actinopteri; Sciaenidae
Gene: insyn2ab
Product: inhibitory synaptic factor 2Ab
Exons: 5
Coding region: 268-1689 (473 amino acids)
Biological process (GO): inhibitory postsynaptic potential
Cellular component (GO): postsynaptic density
Source: RefSeq, a predicted model, not a curated record
UACACACAUACACUCAAUCACGAAUGCACAGGGAUUGCAGCAACAGCAGCAGCACCGCGAGAUGGAGAUCUCCGCUGCGUGUGUGAGUGCCUAUUCCCGCUGUCACUGCACCGGUUGCCUCUUUCUCUGUCCUCCCGCAGCCUGUGAGAGCUGCUCCAGUGGCUGGACGGUGCCCUGGCACCCACUGAAUACAUGGAUGAACACUGGCUCUACACGGGAUCUGUGCUUUCUUGUCCUUUGCACCUCUGAUCUGUUUCUCAAGGAAAUAUGGUGAGCAAAGAGGACACCAAAUGCGUUGUUCUCUCAAAUUCAGAUGAAUCAGAUUCAGAGACAGGCCCAUCACACAGCCUUGAUGCACAGUCUGGACCAGAAUCAGGCAAGCAGCAAGUGAAGAAGAGAAACAAGGCUUUGCAAGUGCGUUUUAAGGAUAUCUGUGAAGCUCAGAAUGAGCAUCGUGGUAGACGCUCCAGAUCCAUUUCCUGUAAAGUGACACACAGAAAAUACAUGACCAUGCCUGCCAGACGCUCUAUUCCAAAUGUGACUAAGAGUACUGGUGUCCAGACCUCGCCAGACCUCACUAAGCGAUACAAGACUUUCCCCUUUGAGAGGAAAAAAGGACAUACAUUUAAACAUACUGCUUUGGUGGAAGAUUACAGAGGACAGAACAAUGGUUUUUUGAGUGAUAUAAAGGCAGGAGGUGAGGAUGGACAACCUAUUGGAGAGUCCUCUAAGUAUAAGGGUAAGAUUGUGGGGCAAACAAAAGCAUUGCUUCACCACACUGAUGACAGCAGUGAUACAGAGGAUUUGCUUUCCAGUGCCAAUUGUGUGGAUGGACCUUCUUGUCCAGACUCUUCACAUUUCUCGGAUGAGUGCCAUCCACGCAGCUCUCCUUCCAAGAGAGAACCAGAAUACCAGGUUUGUGGGACAAGGACCAAACACAAAGGAUUACCCAAAGAAGAUAUGGAUGCUGGCACUUCCUCAAAGCGCCAGCUGGCUAACUCAGAGUUUUCACAGGACAAGUCAAAGGGCUCUGGCCCUGUUGCGUGGAACUCUUUGACACAGGUGGAGUCUUUAGGAAGCCCGACUGUGAGCUGUAAGCGGAAAAAGGGGACACAGUUAAAUGAACAGCAGUCACAGACACUUCCCCAUAGUGCCAAAUGUUCUGUACAGUCGCAAGGGCAGUGUCGGACAAGGCAUGUGUCAGCCUCCUCUAAACUCCAGCAAACAGUUGGGGGGGACGAGGGCUUUCCUCCACGAGACACCAGAGCCCCAGGCAUGGGGAGCAGCCAGCAGAUAAUGCCCUUAUCUGGAGACAAGGAUAUCAAAGCACAGCUGCAGGCCAUGGAGACUCUCAUCAGCUCGAGCCAGGAGACCAUCAAAGUCCUACUUGGAGUUAUUCAGGAGCUGGAGAAAGGUGAAGCACAGAGAGAAGGGCUCUCCUACCGAACAGGACAAGACACAGCAAAUUGUGACACUUGUCGAAACAGCGCAUGCAUCAUUUACAGUGUCGAGCUGGACUUCAAGCAGCAGGAGGACAAACUCCAGACCCUGAUGAAGAGACUUUGCCCCCUAGACGGCCAACAAUGCCCUGCUCUGCCUUACUCCAAUGAAGUGUUCACAUCCACCCCGAAACGCAAGUCUAAGACAGAGUCCAAAAAGCAUGCUCGUUGGAAACUCUGGUUCCUCUGAAUAAAACAUGAAGGCUAUGGAAACAGCCUUUUCACUGGGCACAUUAAUACCCCUGUUCUUCACAAAAUGGAUGAAGGAGUAUUCAGAGGGUGAAAUCAACAUAUGAGAAUGGAUUUAUUUGGGUUUCUGUGUUGAGACUGCACAUUAAGUCAGCUGGGGGACAGCAGAGACAAAAAAAAACUCUUAAAAACUCUGUCAAACCUUUUUUCUGACAUGUUUGCUGAAGAGGAUCGACACACACCUGGAAAAACUAGGUGAGCUUUGGGAUACAUUUUUGUACAUGUAUUUUAAGCUGUGUAAAGAUCGAUGAUAUUUAUAUACUGGGAAUAUGCACCUCUCACUUUAUAUGUAUGUCUUUUUAUUGCAUCCUCCAAUGCAAUGCACUUUUGGUCUUUUUUCCCUUAGAGCAUAUUGCUUGGCAACAAGAGGAGGCGCCAUGUGGAGGGCCUUUUAUGAGUGAAGCUAUAAUCUUUGAAUGGACAUCAGCCCUACCUCCGGCAAAGCACAAACAUUUGACUAUUGAGAGGAACAUACGUAAAAGACUGAAACACAGUACAGUACAUGGCAGUGUGUCAGUGCUGUUCUUAUAACCCUGUCUAUUCUCUCCUCUUCCUCCUUAUCUGUUAACGUCCUGCUCAGUUUGUCUGUCUGACUGAACGUCUGCCUGCCUUUGUUAAUAACCCCUGUCUCCUCCUUCUCUUUGUAACUCUGGUCCUUUAUCUCUCUCUCUCUCUCUCUCACUCUGUCUUUCUUUCUAUCUCUCCAUUUAGCUCACUGUGCAAUCAACCAACUAGCCAGCCAACUUUGCCUCACUCACCCUGUCCUUUUUCUGCUGGCUACACUGACACAUAAUGUUCAAAAACCUAUAUUUUAGAAUAACCGCAUCUUUUUAGCAAAGUACUGUGAAAUUACAUUUUAAAUUGUAUACUGUAUGUUUGGGCCCCUCCUCUUGAAGCAGGUACAAUAUUGUACUGAAAAUGCAGAAGAAGUCUUUUGGGUUAGGUCAGAUUUUUUUUACAGUAUAUAAUGUUUUGACUACUUUUAAGGCAGAAUAUUUUCUAUGAUAACUUAAAAAGUGUUUGGGAGGGUUUUUUUUUUUUUGCUUUGUUUUGAAUUUCCAACAAAAAGUAAAGGCUAUUUUGACAUUUCUUUUUGAGUCUAUUAAGAGUUUGCCUUGCCUCUCAGUCACUCAUUGUGUCACAGCAAAGCUCUGAUGUGAAGUCUUGAUCUAUUUUAUAAGUCAUUUCAUGCCCACUUAGCAAACACUUGACACUUGACGUGUAGAAAUACUGAUUUAUCUUGCCACUGAAAGAUCCAUCUUGUAAAAUGAGACUUUUUUUUUUUUCAAAGACCAAUACCAAACAUCUGUUUACCAACCCACACAAACAACUGUGCACUGAACUUGCAAGAGCAGAAGGGCUAUAUACAGUGCUAAAGGACUCCGGUAGCAAUCUUACAGCAGAGAAGACUUGUAGCCACCAGCUUUGGUUAAGUACAAGAAGAAAAAAAACAAAACACUGAUGAUGUAGCAAUGAUACUGAACAUGCACGCUGUUACAAAGCAGGUAUUUACUGAAUUCUUAAAGUUAUUUUAUAACAGCAGCUCUUAUGUACAUUAUGGUACUGUUAAAUGUUCAAGAAACGUCAGGAAGACACAUACUGGCCUCCCAUCGUUAGACUACGCAGUAGAUUACAUUAUUCAGGUCACCAAUGUCCAUGCAAAGAUCUGUACCUUGAGAAAGUGCAAUUUAGUGAUCAUGUGCAAUAUUAUGCAUUUUUCUACUGUUUCUACAUCACAAUUAAAACAUUUUCAACUGAAGGUGAUUCAGUGUGCUGCUAUGUCGACUGAAUGCUGGAGGCAAUAAAGUUGCAAAGUGCGAGGGGCUAUUUUGAGCGCUCCGGGUUCCAGAA